This is a messenger RNA of Notothenia coriiceps (black rockcod), 2319 nucleotides long. Its product is annotated as RNA-binding Raly-like protein. Gene Ontology annotation, cellular component: nucleus. The record is from RefSeq and is a predicted model, not a curated record. Bases 125 to 982 code for a protein of 285 amino acids. NCBI's taxonomy places the organism in Eukaryota, Metazoa, Chordata, Actinopteri, Perciformes, Nototheniidae. The transcript has 9 exons. Gene Ontology annotation, molecular function: RNA binding.
AAAGGGACGCAGAGCCUCGGUGUUCACGAGUCUGCACAGCACCCAUCCGCCACCGCUAUCCGCCCAAUUUCUUUUUAAUUGAACCCCUUUUACUCCCGCUCGCAGGCAUUGCUGCAGGACUAGGAUGACUGGGAAGACCCAGACCAGCAACGUGACCAACAAGAAUGACCCUCGCUCACUCAACUCCCGCUGCUUUAUCGGCAACCUGAACACGGCCGUAGUGACCAAGGGCGACAUCGAGGCCAUCUUCGCCAAAUACGGCAAGAUCGUGGGCUGCUCCGUGCACAAGGGCUACGCCUUCGUCCAGUACGCCAGCGAGAGGAACGCCAGGGCGGCCGUAACCGGGGAGAACUCCAGGGUCAUCGCAGGACAAUCACUAGAUAUCAACAUGGCAGGAGAGCCCAAACCAUACAGGCCUAAGAUGGCCUCCAAGAGGCCUCUCUCGUCCCUCUACAGCGGCUACGAGUUUGACUAUGACUACUACAGAGACGAUUUCUACAGCAGACUCUUUGAGUACCACGGUCGUGUCGUGCCCCCGACCCGUGCAGUGAUCCCCAUCAAACGUUCGCGGCUAGUCGUCCAGUCCAAACGCAGAGCCAAAUCCUCUUUUCCAAUCAGGGCCUGUUCUCCCUCCUCCUCCUCCUCUUCCUCCUCCCGAGCACUCAAUGCCGGCUCUUCCAUCACAGUCCCUAAGCUGAAGACAGACCAGCUCCUAAUAAUCAAGAAGGAGCUGUCACAGAUCAAGAACAAGAUCGACUCUCUGCUGGGCCGGCUGGAGAAGAUUGAGAGGCAACAUCGCUCUGACGGCGACAUGCAGAGGAACCAGGAGCAGGUUUGUGAGCGUCUCCAUGGUGACCACUCGAGUGCGGAGGAGGCGGCCGAGGUGGAGGCGGGGGAAAUGACGGACGGCGGUGAAGACGACUUUGAAGAUGAAGGAACCGGGGAUAUGAUUGAGAACCACAUAUCAGACAUUGACAACUGAGAAAGCCAGGGGAAAAAGGAAGUGUAUAGUUGAAGAAGCUGGGAGAAGAGAUACCAGCAAAACCUUCUUGAUCAAGAAGGUGCAUUUGAAAUUAAAGGAAAGCAAUGACGGGAGUGACUGACAGCAGAGGAACUCGUUUUUUUUGCUUCUUUGCCUCAUUAUAACAUGACACUCCUGAUGUGUACUUCAUCAAAAAUGCUGGUAGUGAAUAUCCUCCAGAAUACUGCGAGAUCAACCGCAAAGAGCAAUCAAUAAUUUACCUUCAAGCUGAUUGCAUAUCUGAAAAAAUAAGGACAAUAUAUUGUGCGCUUACUAUAUUUUGGUCUGUAUUGUGCAUAUAAUACAGUGUUCAAUGAGAUGAACCAUGACAUGCCCUCUUUUGUUGUUACUUUUUUCCUGUUUUUGUGCUUUCAAAACUUGCUAGCCUCGGCGCAGGCAGGAAGCUAAAUUCAAUGCAGGAAAAACACUUCAUAAUUAUGUGAUUUUGCUUAAUUUGUACAUUUUGCUGAAAUGUACAGUAGACAGUAUGUAAUUUAUUCACAAUGUCUCCACACAGUGUUGUGUAUGCAUAUCAUUUUUGCCGUUUGUUACACAUGAUGAAAUGCAUUUUAAAUUAAUUUUGCAUUCUGUAUUGUUUACUGUCUGCAUGUUUUAAAUGUGGCUAUUAUGGAUUAUUUGUAUUCAUUGUAUCUGUUGUGCAGCUAUGGAUUAAAGACGUUUUUGAAAUAAACCCGUUCCUCUCAACAAAAAGAAAAAAAACAGCCGGCCUGAGUGUUGUGGCUUCAAUCGUGAAGGAGAAAACGUGCACUGUGAGGGUUUUAUGCUCAGUACAAAAAAGUUAUUUUCACUUCAUGGCUUGCAGAACAACUUCAAGAAUCUUUUAUUAACAGUGUAUGACAUGAGAAGCACUCACAAGUUUAAACCAGCCUCCAAACAUAUUUAUCCUCAUUAGCAACAUGGCUGUUGGUCCAUCUGUUUGUCUGUAAAGUGUCACCACUUUAGUUUAAAUUAAAAUAUGAUGGUUUGAGGUUUGUCAUGAACAUUUGUUUAGAUAUUUAUGUUCCCGAAAAGAUGAAUCCUGCUGACUUUGUCGAUCCACCUCAGCAAAAUCAUGAAUUUGACUUCUGUAUUUGAUGAAAAUGUUUCAGGAAAUCUGAUUUGAUUGCUAUGAAAUUCUGUUGGGUGAUAUAAAUAUAGCUUGUAGAUUGAAGGAAUUUAAUUGGCAACUAUUCUUUUUAUCAGUCAUUUCAUGGCAACUGGUUUUUAUAUGUGAUGCUUUGACGCUUUUACCAUGUCAUUAUUUUCACAAUUUGAUUAAACAAGCAUUGUGAACAGUG